GGUGUCACAGUGAUUGGUGUAACGCCGCGACGCAGAUUGUUUUUGUUGAUACUGCUCAUAGUCGAUUGCUCUUACGAAAUUUCUCUGCUCCGGUCUUUGAACUUUGAGGUACUCCAAGCAUAUGUGAUAAGCUUACAACUUGACUCAUUCUCUGGUUCGUUAGCAAGAAAUUGUGUAGCAGCCUCAAAACAUUCGGAAAGACCUGCAAGAAGCCUGCGGCGACAUGGCUCGAUAUCUGGGCGCCUUUGUUAUCAUGGGUGAGUAGAAGCCUAACUCUCUUCCUCUUUUCCUUUUCCUAAAUUCUUGAUUGUUGAUCAUAUUUUGAAUUACUCUCAUCCAGUAAUAAUAUUUUUUGUGUCUAUAUACAGUUUUCUUUAGUUUUUUUCUUUAAUAUUGAGACAACAAAAUCAGCCAAAAUGUACACAAUGCCCACGACCCGCUAAAACGUGCACGUUGUCCAGCUACGGGCCUUUUCCAAAUUACCGCUCAAAUAGAACUUUUCGUACUCCACGAGGUGAGGAGAAGUUACUGACAAAUUAAAGUACAGGUAUACUCAAUUUGUUGAUGGAACGUAAAUCGGUUCGUUUCAUCAAAUUUCACACCCAGCUCCAAGCGAGGGAAUUUCCCGGGGGGGGUACUUUAGGAAUUUCUGGGUGGGGAUGUGCCGCUGGGACCUCGGAACCCUUAACCAAUACCAGAGCUAGUUCAGCUGAAUUCUGCUACCCUAUACUAGAGUAAACAACAACCCCAAAUCCCCCUAUCCUAGAGUAGCUGUUUUCCAGAAAUUACUGAGGUCAUUAGAAAAUAGUCUAGGCAAAACAAAACCUUAUACCACAAUCCCUAGUCUAGAUAAAAUCUUCAACCAACUGAUCAGUUUCUUGAAAAAUGAUACCCUAUUCUAGACCCAAACGCUCUGAUUCAUAUGCCCUGUCCUAGAGAAAACUGCUUGAAAAAAACCAUGCCCUUCACAGUGUCACAUACCUAUAUAGCCCAUAUAUGGCAAACAAACUAAAAAACACUUGAGAUUCAGGAAUGAACAAAAAUAAUUAUUAGUCAUUCAAAAUAUUUCCCCAAUUCUGGUUGGCUAAAAGCACACGCAUAAUUCACCAUAACCAGUUACUGAUGACCAAAUUUGGAAGAAUUUUGUGUUUAACGAUGAAAUGACAUCAAUAAUGCAGCCUUCUACAGGUUAAUGCACCGUUAAACAAGAAGACCUGGAGACGAGAUUGAGUUGUUUUCGUUGUAAAAACUAAAAUAGUGGACACUUCACUCGUUUCAAGAGUAAGAACUACAGCUGGAACUAGGCAAAAUAAUGGCUAUAAGGGUGACGUCUGCUUUUUGGAGAAUAUUUGCGGAGCUGGACAAACCUAAACGUAAACUAUCGAAGAUAAACUUAACAUCGAUGCAGGUAAGCAUGUUUUAGCUGUUUUUAAACUAGGAAUUAUUUUGAAUGAAUAAUAAAACAAUUAUUGAAUUCGGCUUUCGUAUCAUAUGAAGAAUAAUUAUGGAGAUCUCGGAGGGUGUUCUCCGCCUUGGCCUACGGCCUCGACGGACAACACCCUCCUCGAUGUCCAUAAUUCUUCAUAAGAUACCCAGCCUCAUUCAUAAAUUCUUAAUUUAUUUUGUGUUUUUCCCGUAAGCCUCCUAACUAAGUAAGAAUUUUAAUAACUUGAAAGUGGCCUAUUUAGCAGACCCUUGACCCUCACCCUUCCUACUUCUUUCAAUAUUAAGCAGAUAUGUAUAUUUGUCUAAACUAUCCCUCGCUUGUUUUCUGUUGAAUGAACCUGUGUUUUGUGGACACCUCUAUUAAAUGAAAGCUUUUUCUUUGGGCAUCCGUACACCCCUCUUCCAACCCCAAAUGCCCCCUGUUCACCCCAAAUGUAGGCUACCUUCACACAACAAUGGACAAGUUUUCAAGCGGCAGAAAAUUGGUGCUUUUGGUACCCUGUUUGGCAGGCGCAAAAGGGAAGGUGAACGGGGGAGGGAGAAAAGCACGAAAGUGGGGAAAAGGGAAGGCAGUGCCUUCUAUAAGAGCUGGUGUUUUUGUAUUGCGCCCACCAUUAAUUUUUCUGAACUACUCCGACAACAUCAACUGUCAGUGCAUGACCAAUCACAAUUAGGGGGCUUCUCACCAUGGUCCGACCUUAAUUACUUUGUUUACCAGAAAUUGUCAAGUCGAGACGCUUUUUUUCAAUUGAUAUCAUAAUCGAGCGAAAUAAAACAUUUUUUACUGUUCUUGCUCCCACAGCAAACAUGACAACCAGACUACAAGCAGUCUCUCUUUUUUUACUGCUCGCAGUUGACGACAAACAAUGAUCAAUUUCGUGUGAAUACACAUGACCUUCGGUCUUACCUCAUCAAGCACAAUGGUCACAAAGAACAGAACAGUUGCCAGCAUGAGAUGCCAAUAAUGAAAGGAGAAUUAUAAACAAUAUUAUCAAAAAGCUCAACGGAUAGUUUUUACCAAAGCUUUAACUCUCUCUGUACAAACCAUUUAGAAGUUCAUUCAAGACAGUAUUUGUUUUUUCUGGAAAGGUGGUCUUGUGAAUAUUGGCAUUGCAGAUGUCGGGCAAGAAUUGCAAUCACUUUGAAUCGCUUCUUGGUGUUUGGGAAAAUCCAGUAUACAAAACUUCCUGAGCAUCUCUGCCUGCUAAACUAGCUAUUGAAGCUGGUUCUAGUUCGGGUUCUAACGUGAAGUGUAAUGCUUUAUGAUUGGAGUAAUCUUCUUCCAAAGCUUUUCCCAAUAGAACACAUUUCCUUGAUGCCUUCAUCAUGUUUGUCUCUCACACUAAUACAUGCCAGGAUACACACCAGUAAGUUACUCAUUAUGGCUUAGCCAAUCAGGAAUUUUCGCACGCCAGUGUCCGCAGUACUAAACAAAAGGCAGUUCUUAUAGCAGGCAUCCCAAACCCUCCCUCCCCAAUCCCCCUCCCUCUUUCCUUUUCUGCCUAUUCCCUACCCCUUUCGACCCCUGCUAUGCGGGCUAUGCUUUUAGGUGUUCCGUUCAUGUCUAGCCUUUCCAAAAUUUGAACACCAAAAUGAAGGUCAAAUUUUUAGCUGCAAUACUAUUAAUUUAAUUGUGUAGUUCCAGAAAAUAUCCAGACCCUCACCAUGGAGGGAAUCUCACUUAGGACCCCCCCACCCCCCUGGAUUUUCCAUUUUUGCAGGGAACUGAUGGCCCCCCUACCCCUCCGGAAUUUCCACAAGUGUGACAAAAACCCCUCAACCCCUCUGAAAAAGUUCAUUUUCAUGAAGAAAGACUAUUAAAGUAAAAGAAUGAGGCAUUUUAUGGUUAGUACGUAACGGUUUCCAUCAGAAGCUUGUAUUCUUCUGUUUCCAUUUAUUUGAGUGAUCUCGCAACAUUAAAACUCACUACACCACCACAAAGUAACCUAAUCUGCAGUUUUUGCUCAUCCCUAACUUUAAAUGAAAUAGAUAAAGUUACAAGUCGGUUGUAUUUAUGAAUUUACCUUAAUCAGGGCAAGAUUACGAUUUGUUAUUUGUCUUCAUGGGCAUAAGGUAGGCGUAAUGUUGGUAGAAUUAACGAGUCGUGCAGGAAUGCUAUAGUGGUGAACAAGUCAAACUUUCAACCCCCAAAUUAAGGCAAAACAAAGAGAAGAAUAAAAACUCUGACUUUUGAAAUCAUAACAAUGAAGACCCCCUGCAUCUUGAAGGGAAACCAAGUUCAAUUUACUGUUGUCAGAUCGACUGAUGCAACGUGCGUUAUGCGCGAUGGCCGUAAUGUUUGCUGAAAUCAACACCAUUUCAGUGAGCGAGAAUUCGAUCAUGAACAUGCCUCAUCUUCAACCACAAAAUUACGGGAAAAUGAAAAGGAAAAUAAAAACGCUACAUUUCUAAAGAGGUUAUAAUGUAUAGUUUGUACUUCGUGAAGUAAAAUUGCCACUCUACGGUUCUUCCAUUGAUCGACUGACGCAACGUGAUGUGUUGCACGCGUUGAUGUCUUAAGGGAGACUGGUAACGAGUAAUGGCGGCCGAAUAUACGAGCGUGCGAUAAGUUGUAGUUGGUCAAAUUCCUUUGAAAUUACAUCCAAAACGUUUUUGGAUGUAAGAUCAAAAGGAACAAUCUUAAAUGAUAAAUUUCAAGUUAUUUAUGUUCUAAAAAUGAUCUAACAUUUCAGUAAGAAGCAAUGUUCGAACUCAGGUUGAAAAUGAAAUGAUAUUUACCCCUGGAAAGUGAUUUUAUUGUCCAACCCCCAUCCCCUCUGGAAUUUCCUGGGCCUCUGACCCCCCCCACCCCACCCCCUUGGAAUUUCCAAUUCCCUCCGUGGUGGAGGUCUGGAUAUUUUCUGGAACCACACAUUGCAACGUGCAUGCUGUGAACACCAUAACCAUCUGAAUUUUCAUACGACAAAAGCGCGGUUCCAUGGAUGGAUGGUAACUCAGAUGUAAGAUGCUAGUUUGAUUUUCUAAAGUAGCACUCCACUUGAACAGAUGGUAAAACCACUGGAAAAAAAUUGAAAUUCAGCCUUGGCUAGUUGCAAGUCCUGUGUGAACAGAGAUAAAAUUUCGAACAGUUCGGUGUAAAUAAAGUGAUCGGUCAAAUUUUUCAGCCAGUCAAAAAUUUGUCUGAUGCUGUGUGAAUGUAGCUAUAAACUUGACAUCUGGAAUAAGUCCCUCCACUUGAUUCAAAAUCCUUGAUCAACCACUGUACUUACUGCAUUUAUGUCUGACUGUGGUCAAUAUCUAUGAUUACUCUCCAGGUUUGAUUCUGAGCAGACUAGAUGUUACCGUUGCACAGAAUAACACAACAUCAAUUCCUAUGUCAAAUUCAAGUGGCCUUAUCACCACCCCUAAAUUACCAAUUACCACGGCUCCAGCCACGGGACUGGGCCAUUUCAAUGUCUCAUGUAUCCUGUUGGACAUCUCUUGUUCUGUUAAUGUGGAUUUGCAUGUCAACAGUAAAGUAUGCUACAAAUAUUGUUGAGGUCCUAAACUAAAGGUUAAACAUAAAUUAAUACGGUAAACUGCCGCUAAAACAACUGGGCUUAUACAUCUUCAUAAAAAAUUUUAGGAGGGCUUAUACACAGAGGGUCUUAUAUCCAAGGGGGCUUAGAUCACUGGAAUGGAAAAAGUGUGGCAGUUUACGGUAUUCUUAUUAUUUAUUAUUGAUGUAGGUUAUCAGAUUGAAGGGUCAUCAUUCAAUUUAUAUUUUUUUAUUAUCAUUUUAGAUGCCUAUAACCUUUCUUAGCUUGAAACAAGGGCUUAAACAAAUCCAGGUUUCUUUUUUAAGUAAAAGAUUUAUGAUUCGAAGAAUCAAGAUCUAAAGGAUUAUUAAGACUUUUGCUUAAUGGCAGUGACAUGAAGGUGGCAGGUAGAAUUUCAGAAUAAAGGAAUAUUGUUAUUUAAUAUUAGCACAAAGCAAAAACAUCUGUAAGGGCUUCACUUGCUCACAAACUACAGCUUAAACUUUGAUGGAUAUACUGAAGACCUUAUUCAUCAUGUAGCAGUGUGGGUAGUAAUAUUAAAUCGGGAUGAAAUAUUCACAGGAUCAAAAACAUGAAAAAAGCCAAUAUUCACCCAUCUUGACAGAACAAUCUUUUUUAGUAAAGGAGUUAUUAUAUGGCCAAGAAAACUUUCUUUCUCGCACAACCGAAGUGAGAAAUCCAGAGUAGGCAAGAUAAGCCUAUCUUGUUUACACAGGUGCUAAUCAGAACACCCCAUUCAAUUUAUCUUGCUUGCUUGAGGAACCAACAUAAUCAUGAAAACUGAUAAUUACAUCAAUUUCUUUUUUAAGCAAAUCAGUUAUUUUGAAAAUGGUCUGAAUGUUUGUGGUCAUAUAUAUUUCAGGUUCAAACUGUUACUUAUGACCUGCCUUUGAAAGCCGCUGCAAGUGGAACUUGUGUUGAUCAGAAAUCAGAAAUCAAUCUUGUAUGGUCUAAAGGACCAGCAAACUUAAUGAUAUCCAUGAUACUCGCCAUUCAGAAAGAGAAAUGGACUGUCUCCAACCUGGGGUUUACUGCUAGAACUGAUAAUCAACCUCUUGUCAUCAAUGCAACAGGUACAUGUAUAGCUGAAACCUCCACUAGUGGUGACCUCUAUUUAUUAUGACAGUAACCUCUCUAGCGUGCCUGCCACUUGUUUUUGUCAGGGUGGACAGUCAAGUGAACAAUCACCCAUAUUGACUUAACCUGGCAAGUCUGGAAAGCUUAUAACAUUAAUAAAAACUGUCUGAAUGCCAUCUUGGUAACAACAACAAUAACAAACUUUAUUAGGAACACAUCAACUAUACAAUAGGGUUUUUAUGUUUAAUGUUACCCUGCGAAUAGAAAAAUCUAAUCAAGGUGGGGGGAUGCAAAAAAAGAGAAAGAAAUAUUAAUGCUAUAAGAAACAAAAGCAAAAAGCAAAAUCAAAAAGCAUAUUGAGUAUAUAAAUGAAUCACAUAAAUAAAUAUUAAAUAUGGCAGAAGAGGCCCCAAGGGGAAGCUAUGCAAUAAAGUAUGUAUGUAUGUAUGUAUGUAAAUUCUUAAUAUUUAAAGUUUUUACAGUGUAUAACACAUUAUAUAAAAGGUAUAGUAUCAUUUAGUUCAAAUGUCCAUAAAUAAAUAAAUGAAUAAAUAGAUUCAAGAACAAGAACAAUUCUUUAGUGACUCAGCUUUGCAUCUGUAAUCUGCACCACAGACAAAACUAAAUGUCUAGUCACUAGUAAGUCCGUCUGUGAAACAGCGCAGAAAUCGUUGGCUAUGCGCCAUGAUUGGCCUGUUCAAAAAAACAUUGUUGGUUUGCUAAUCAGUUGAAGGGAAAUUCAAAAUGCAUUUCUGGUAAUUCUUUGAAUCCUUUGGGGGCCCUGUGAACAAUACAUGUUUAUUCCUAUUUUGCUUUGGACGUUUUCAGAGAAAGAAGUCAGUGCUUGGCAGAAUGACACCAGCAUUCUGAAGAUGACUGCCACCAGUGGCAAGAGCUUCAAGUGUGAUCAGCAUCUAGACAUACCAUUAAAGGCUGAAAACAAAGUUAAAGUUAUGAUAAAACAGAUUCACCUGCAGCCUUUUAGUUCAGAUGCUAAAAAGGAGUUUGGUGAAGGUUAGAUUAACUCUUCAAUUCAGUGAUCAGUUUGUAAUUUCUCCAAAAAUGUCAUUGCUUAAUCAAUAGUAAAAGUCAUGAGAAGAAGAAAAGGAUCACCAAGUUAGAAAAAUGGCUUGAUUAACAAACAAAUUAUCGUAGUCAGUACCUUGAAAAUGUAUCGGUGAACAGUGUUGAGAAUAUAUGCAAGCUAAUAUAAGAGUUGUAUUUAUAAUGGUGCAGCUGCAGUUUUUUUUAACCUGCAACUCAUCUUGCAGGGUGGGGUACUUCCAUCGUGGUAAGUUCUGUAUGCUUAGGGAUGGGGUUCAGAGAAAUGUGGUGUAUCAAAAUUUCCCUCCUCCCCACCCCUCCCCCCCCAAAAAAGGAUAAUAAUAGUAAUAAUAGUAACAGUUACCAGUGCCAUACAAACGACUUAUUGACGAGAUCAAGUAAAACUAACUACGAGAGAAUGACUGGAGAACUGACAAUUUGACUAACAAUAGAUGACUGUUUAACUGCGACAAUAGACGGAUCAAAAUGCACCAAUUACUGAUUACGAGUCUUCAUAGCCAAUAACAUCACGGCUUAACUGAUAGACGACCAAUAACAUCUCGACAUAAUUUACCAAUCAGAUCAAUAACCAAUCAGAUCAAUAACCAAUAAACAAUACAACUCACUUUGACUCUGAAGAUGACUACCACACAUGUUGUCGAAACGUCAGUCACUGUCAACAACAACAGUCCUGUUCAGGACUAUGUUCACUCGGACAAUCAAACUCAACCUACUUUUGAAUAGUAAUAAUAAUAAUAGCAAUAAUAAUAAUUUCAUACAAAAUGGUACCCCCUCACUUUUUGUACAUUUUCAAAGAUUGAACCUUUCCCCCGACCCCCACCAAAAAAAUAAAUAAUAGUAAUAGUUCUUCAAUUUUUUUUUAAAUCUCCUUUGGGCUUAAAUUAGUGUCCAAACUUAGAGUUCUUAAAACCAUUAAGACGUCUAAAAGGAAGCAUUCAACAUUGUUCAGAAAAUUCAUAAGACAUAGGAUGCUUUAUGUAACUUUAUCAACCUGUUUGUGAACAAAGUGAUGAAAAACCUAACUUACCAAUUUUAUGUUUUUGCCUUUCAGCUGAUGUUUGUUCUCCAAAUGCUGGAAGAAAUCCUGCCGAACCCGUUGAUACCAUUGUGCCAACAGCGGUUGGCUGUGUAUUGGCUGGUUUGAUUGUCAUUCUUAUUAUUACUUAUAUUGUAGGCCGCUGCAGAAGGCCAGGUUAUCAGAAAAUGUGAUCAUAUUGUGUAAUAG
Porites lobata is the source of this 8313-nucleotide messenger RNA. The record is from the annotation of a GenBank genome assembly. NCBI's taxonomy places the organism in Eukaryota, Metazoa, Cnidaria, Anthozoa, Scleractinia, Poritidae.